CCUUGGGAUCUGAGUCUUGUGGGAUAAGCUAUCAGAUUGGGGUGGUAAUAGGAUUUUAAAAAGCAUUUGCUACUUAGUGAAGGCAUUUAGCAAAUAUCACCAAUCCACACGGAGCAGAAACUCUGGAUUACCUAGAGCACACCACAUCAAAAGCCUCAGGACUAAGUAUUAAAUCAGUCUGAAUUCACAAAAACAUGGGCUGAGGAGCUGCAUUGUAAGAGACCUGUUUCAUCAUGCCUGCAGUGAAGGUCCAGUGAACGCAUGUGGUGAGUGUGUGUGUAAGUGCAUGUGCUAGAACCUAGUGGAGGAGAAGCUUGGAAUAAAAGAUCAACUCUAGGGUUUGUUUGUGUCUUGAGGGAAUUUUUGAAUGUUUUUCUAAACACACACAUGCAAAUUAAAUAACCUACAAAAAUAAAAAUGUGCAAGCUGAUUUAUGAACGGAAUCUACUGAAUCACCAUGGCUGUUGAGAAGUGCAGUUUCAGAUGUUCACAUGGGUUUCCUCCAGAUUCUUCCAUUUCCUCCUUAAAACCUUCCAGUAAGUGGAUUGGCUACACUAAUCUGCCCCUAGGUUUGUGUGUGUGUGUGUGUGUGCGUGCGUGUGUGCGUGUGUAUCCAUGGACUGGCAUCAUGUCCAGAGUGUAUUCCCACCACACACCCAGUGUUCCCGAGAUAGGCUCCAGAUCCACUGUGGAUGCACUGUGACCAGGAUAAAGCACUUACUGAUGACGAAUGAAUCAAUGAAUGAACUGAUUUUUUUACAUUAUGUCUUCAUCCCCUUCUGUGCAUGUGAUUAUUUACAUAAUUAUUCUUUGUAAGUCACCUACAAGGCACGUACUAACUGAAUGAACUGCAUGAGAGUGAAAUUGUGCAAUUCUGAAGUUGGUAUUCAGACCUCAGGUCUCAGAACUUACAAAUUUAAGCACUAUUCAGACAAAAGCACUGGAUUGGCAUACGCACGAUGGGAUUUGCCAAAAAAAAUAGGGGUUUCUCCUCCUUCAGUCCACAUGUUCUAUUCCCAGAUUUUUCAGGUUUUAUUGAGAGCACUUGUGCAUGAAACUGGGGCUGUGGGCAUUGAAAAAUCUCAUGGCUGAUGCUUCUACUAAAGACAAAUCUGACAGCCUUGGAGGUGUGAACUACAUUAAGCUCAUAAUAUUUACUGAAGUACCCGGGUAACCCGACUCUGAAUACGAGGAAUGUUCCUUGUUUAAAUACUGAUGUUGCAGACCCCGCACCAGAGGCCAAAACAACAUAUGAUAAUACCUGAAAAACUGGAUAAAAUAAAGAUACUGGAGAGAAAGGGGUGUCGUCAGUCUCAACUCCUCUGUCAUUUUGAGGAGGCAUGCACAGUAAAGCUAUUUUCACUUGCGAGCUCCCAGAUUCACUCAAUAGCCCCUUUGGACCCUGCGCCCAUUACAACGGACAUCACAAGUCACUUGAACAUACAGCUGAUGGAAAUAUCUCCGAUGUUGACUUUAUGUGGAGUGAUGAGGAAGAUGGAGAUAGAGAUGGAAACGCGGAUGAUGCUAGAUCUCCAACAGUUGGCGAUAAAGGAGAAAAGGGAGAAAAGGGAACACUGGGGAAGCCUGGUUUAGAAGGUCAUCCUGGAGCACAAGGUCCUGAAGGACCCAAAGGCUCCAAAGGUCAAGCCGGAGCACCUGGAGCUCCAUGCAAGUCAGAGCACUCUACUUUCUCAGUGGGUCGCCGCAAAGCCCUCCACAGCACAGACUCAUAUCAGGUGCUUCUGUUCGACACCGUCUUCGUCAACACGCCUGGCCAUUUCGACAUGUUCUCCGGCAAGUUCCGGUGCAGCAUUCCAGGUGUCUACUUCUUCAAUGUGAAUGUGCACACGUGGAACUUCAAGGAGACCUACGUGCAUGUCAUGCAGAAUGAGAAGGAUCGCACUCUGGUGUACACCCAGCCUGGAGAGCGCUCCAUCAUGCAGAGCCAGAGCAUCCUGUUGUCCCUUGAGCUCAGCGAUGAGGUGUGGGUGCGUCUUUACAAGCGUGAGCGCGAGAACGCCAUCUACAGCGAUGAUGUGGACAUCUACAUCACGUUCAAUGGGUACCUCAUCAAAUCGAACGCGGAAUGAGAGAAUCCAGACUACGUGGGUUGAUGAUUUGAAGUUAAUGUUACCACUCGGAUUUUCCUAUAACAGCAUGUUCCCAAAUGUUUUAUUCCUCUUAUACCACAGCGAUUUACAGAGGAUUACAAUUUUUUAAUUUAUUUAAAAAGGUCAUGUUUUUUUUUAGCCAUUUAUAGUUAAAUUUAACGUUUUAGGAUGCUCAUGAAACUAGUCCCUAUUCUCACUUAUGUUACAGCAGCUAUAAAGUCAUUCCCUCACCAGCCUUGCUCUUUAUUCUCUCUCUUUAUUAUCUCUCUCUUUUCCCUCUCUUAAUUCUCUCUCUCUUUAUUCCAUCUCUUUAUUCACUCUCUUUAUUCUCUCUCAAUUCUUGCUCUUUAUUCUCUCUCUCUUUAUUCUCUCUCUUGAAGUUAAUAAGACAAAAAAAAAUCACAGUUUGUGGUGUUAGUGAAAAACAGUAAAGAAGUGUAAGCUCCUCUGUCCUGAAGAUGUCGAUAAACUUAAAAUUACAGCUUCACCUCUGAGUGUUACACAGCACUGACACUGGAGACUCCUUCCGUACAAGUUAAACAAACGUCUCCUUACAGAUAAACUUCACCGUGUCAACAAUAACACACAUAUUUUAAUAGAGAAUUUGCCCUGUGAAUUAAAUCACAUUAAUGUGUGAUUUAAUGUGAUUUUGGAUCAGUUAGGGCUGUUGUUUUUAUUUGUAUGUAUGUGUCCUAAUAAUACUAAUCUAAAAAUGGGGAUAGUAUUACAUCAGGACUUUCAGCAUAACCAUGACAAUAAGUACAGGCAUGUGGAAUUAAUAUCCAGCUUAAUCAACUCCAACCUCAUAAACCUCACAUGUGGAUCUGCCACAGAGGCGUGAUAACAGCCUGUGAUAAGGAAAUCGCAUAUAGUUAUUCUGUUAACAUUGUACACACACACACACACACACACACACACACACACACACACACAUCCCAUCCACUGCCAGUCUUGUUGCUUUCAGAAAUUUUUAUUAUAAACCUUUUUUUCUUUUUCGAUUAUAAUAUUUAACAACAUACACAAGCACAAACAAACAAACAAACAAAAAAACCCCAAAACAUUAAAAUGCAAAGUGUUUUAGCACCAAUUUGCAGUCAAGAUAUUUAUUUAAAAUAUUUAAGCAGCUUAUUUUAUUCUAGAACCUGGAACAAAACCUGCAGUGUUGCACAAAAAGAAAUAAUGAUGUUGUAACAGUUUUAUGAUGAAACACCAGAACCAGAGAGCGCAAGACCAGAGUCCAGAGUCUUAAAACUAAUUCAAAUUUAAUUAGAAUUAAAUCAAAAUAUAAAGUAUAAAGUUUGUUAUUGUUCAA
This is a messenger RNA of Ictalurus punctatus (channel catfish), 3423 nucleotides long. RefSeq names its product C1q and TNF related 6a (gene c1qtnf6a). The record is from RefSeq and is a predicted model, not a curated record. Lineage: Eukaryota; Metazoa; Chordata; Actinopteri; Siluriformes; Ictaluridae. The transcript has 3 exons. Bases 1341 to 2090 code for a protein of 249 amino acids. Gene Ontology annotation, molecular function: protein binding.